This is a messenger RNA of Zingiber officinale, 888 nucleotides long. Its product is annotated as probable aquaporin PIP1-2. The record is from RefSeq and is a predicted model, not a curated record. Gene Ontology annotation, biological process: transmembrane transport; response to water deprivation. Lineage: Eukaryota; Viridiplantae; Streptophyta; Magnoliopsida; Zingiberales; Zingiberaceae. Bases 1 to 888 code for a protein of 295 amino acids. Gene Ontology annotation, cellular component: plasma membrane; plasmodesma; vacuole. The transcript has 4 exons. Gene Ontology annotation, molecular function: water channel activity.
AUGCUAAUUAAUUAUUCUCUCGGCACUUGUGACUUGUCCAAGGCGCGCAGUGUGUAUUGUGCUUGUUCAAGAGGAAGACAUGGAAGGGAAGGAAGAGACAUCGAGUUCUCAGAGAUGCAGCCGAUAGGGAUGGCCGCUCAGGCAGACGACAAGCACUUCGUAGACACACCGCCAGUUCCCCUGUUUGAUCCUGCCGAGCUCAGCUCAUGGUCCUUCUACAGAGCCGGGAUCGCUCAGUUCAUGGCCAUCUUCCUCUUCCUCUACAUCACCAUCCUCACCGUCACGGGGAUGGUCGGGUCCAGCUCCAGGUGGUCCACUGUCUGGGCCCUUGGCGGCGUGAUCUUUGCCUUGGCCUACUGCACCGGCGGCGUCUCAGAUGGACACAUCAACCCUGCGGUGACCUUCGGGCUGUUCUUAGCAAGGAAACUGUCCCUGGCCAGGGCCCUGUUCUACAUGGUCAUGCAGUGCCUGGGUGCCAUCUGCGGUGCAGGUACUGUGAAGUGGCUCCAGAAGGGGGUGUAUGAGAACAAUGGAGGUGGUACAAGUGUGGUGGCGGCGGCUGGCUACGCCAAGGGUAAUGGCCUGGGCGCAGAGAUUCUGACCACCUUCCUCUUUGUCUGCAUGGUCUUCUAUGCCACUGUUUUCAAGAGGAGGGCCAGGGGCUCUCGUUUUCCUAUCCCUUGCAACUUGUCUAUUGGCUCUACUGUCUUCCUGUUUCAUCCCAUUUAUAUUGGAACUGGAAUCAACCCUGCAAGGAGCCUUGGAACUGCAAUUAUCUACGACGAGGGUCAUGCCUGGGAUGACCAUUGGAUUGUCUGGGUUGGACCCUUCAUUGGAGCUGCUCUGGCUGCCUUGUGCCGCCGGAUAGUGGUCGAGAGCAGAGGCUGA